Messenger RNA from Cylicocyclus nassatus, 570 nucleotides. The record is from the annotation of a GenBank genome assembly. NCBI's taxonomy places the organism in Eukaryota, Metazoa, Nematoda, Chromadorea, Rhabditida, Strongylidae.
UAGUUGAUGAUCGCACCACUUGCUAGCCUCACUUCGAGGCUCUCACUGCUUCCUGUUCGUGCCAUAGGCUCAACUCCUGUACAAUGCUCUGUCUUCAUGAAGCGACAAAAGAAGAUUGAUCCAGAGAUUGCGAAACAGCGAGAAAUUCGCAAAAGAAAACGUCUGGAAAAGGAAAUUAGACAAAUGCAGAAGCAUAGCAAAAAGCCGAAACAUGUUGAUGAGCUUACACUCGAUGUAAAAUCUGCGAAGAAUAUCGACGAACGACGGCGAGAACGUGUGGAACUUACUGAAGAGCAAAUUGAUGCUCGUGCUGUGUCUUUAAAGGAAUAUGCCCGAAGUCGAAACGAAUUGCAACGCAAGGACGACAAUUGGGUACGCAGUGCCCUGAAGGCUCAACGGAAGGCUUUGCUUGAACUCAAAAAAUUGGAUCCCGAACUAUACGAAAAGGCAGUUGCACCAGCAUCCACUUCUUUGCCUUUGGUCAUUCAAGGACCAGGAUUGACGCCUCCUAUUGAAGAUUAUCAGUCUCCUGAUGGGGAUUACAUUGAUACCACAAGGUCUUGGACAUGA